Molecule: messenger RNA, 1102 nt
Organism: Dermatophagoides pteronyssinus (European house dust mite)
Lineage: Eukaryota; Metazoa; Arthropoda; Arachnida; Sarcoptiformes; Pyroglyphidae
Product: caspase-3-like
Biological process (GO): regulation of inflammatory response; proteolysis
Cellular component (GO): NLRP3 inflammasome complex; IPAF inflammasome complex; AIM2 inflammasome complex
Molecular function (GO): cysteine-type endopeptidase activity
Source: RefSeq, a predicted model, not a curated record
AAAAACUGAGAUUUUUCUUUUUUGAAAUUCUUUUUAAAUACGUUUUAUUUUUGAGAAAAAAUGGACGAAAGAAAAGCUCGAUACAUCCUAACAAAUCUAGAUGAAUUGGCCGAUAAUCUUAAGCUAACUGAAGAAUUUUGGCAACGUUUUGAACGAGAAAAAAUUUUUCCAACAACCUAUAUCGAACAUAUGAAAAAUAACAAAGAAUUGGAUACGAAAAUUUUGAAAAAAAAUUUAUUAAUCGAUAUAACCAAACGUUCAUCACCAUCAUCAUAUGAAAAAUUAUCAAAAAUUUUUAAAGAUUUAUUCUCAAAUAAUCGUCUGGAUGAUUGGUAUAAAAGCCAUUAUUCAAAUCAACGACCUGGUUAUUGUUUAAUAAUAAAUAAUCAAAAUUUUGAAAAAAGUGAUAAUCGUAUUGGCUCGGAAAAAGAUGUUCGAAAACUUUCCGAAAUAUUCGAAUGUUUAAAUUUUCAUGUUGUGGAACGUUCGAAUCUGACUCGAUCUCAAAUGUUAACCCUGAUGUCUGAUUUGAAUGAUGAUAAAACUCUUAAUGAUUAUGACAUUUUCCUCCUAAUAAUCAUGUCACAUGGUGAUUCAAAACAAAUUAUUACGGUGGAUGAAAAACGUUUAAAUUAUGAUAAAAUUGAAUAUAAUUUUAGUCAUGAAAAAUGUCCACAAUUGAAAAAUAAACCAAAAAUUAUUAUUUUUAAUUGUUGUCGUAAAACGACAACAACAUCGAAUGAUGACGACGACGAUGAUGAAGAUUUGAAAGAACGAAAUUUUGAACGACAAGAAUCAAUCGAUGGUGGUGGUGGUACAAUCAAAGAUAUGAUUGUCGUCUAUUCAACGCUUAAAUAUUAUCUAUCGGUACGUGAUGAAGAACAAGGAACAUUUUUUGUUGAUUGUUUAGUGAAAUCAUUACAAGAAUAUAAAGAAUCAAAUUUGGAUAAAAUUAUUGAAAAAGCAACCGAUUUAUUAAAUGAAAAAGUUACGGAUAUAUCGAAUCAAAUUGAACGACGACAAGCGAUUGAAAUAUCGAAAAGAGGUGUUGAUAAAGCUGUUUAUUUUCGUAUUUCACCAAAAGAAAAAAUUUAAUUUUUUU